ACCAAACAAGGUGCCAUAUGUAGCAAAAGGAUAAAAAAACAUUUUAGCCAGCAAGACAUGGUGGUAGACAGACAGAGAAUACAUUUUGGUCUUCGAUCUGGGAAAAGAAAACCUUGUUACACAAAACACAAACUGGGAGACCGACCACAACGUUGACAACAAUUACACCACCACCCCAAAAUUCCCCUUUUUUCCCAAUCAAAAAGACUUCAAUUUUUCUUGAAAUUUGCAAAAAAAAAUUGCAAAUUUCAAACACUUGUUUACAACUUGAACAACAAGAAGAAGAACCCACAUCAUAAUCAUCUUAGGAUCUUGAAAUUCAUCCAAAGAUCUGUGCUUUUUGAAUCUUUAUGGAACAACUUAUCAACUUCAUCAUUCGUCCUCCAAGAGCCGAGUAUGAUCCGAAUAAUGAUUUACUAGAUCAAGAAUUCAUGCUUAAAAGAAAGUGGUUUCAAAGGAAAGAUAUAGAGAUUAAAAAUAGCCGAGGAGAUGUUCUUAAGUGUAGUCAUUACGUGCCUAUUGUGAGUCCUGAAGGAAAGCCUCUGCCAUGUGUAAUAUACUGUCAUGGAAACAGUGGGUGCCGAGCAGACGCUAGUGAAGCAGCUAUAAUAUUAUUGCCGUCAAAUAUUACCGUAUUUACUCUUGAUUUCUCUGGGUCUGGACUAUCCGGUGGAGAGCAUGUCAGUCUCGGGUGGUAUGAAAAAGAUGAUUUGAAAUCCGUGGUAGAUUAUUUGCGGGCUGAUGGAAAUGUUUCACUAAUCGCCCUUUGGGGACGAUCAAUGGGUGCCGUAACAAGCCUGAUGUAUGGAGCCGAGGAUCCGUCAAUUGCGGGAAUGGUUCUCGACAGUCCUUUUUCGGAUUUGGUUGAUUUAAUGAUGGAACUCGUGGAUACGUACAAAAUACGUCUGCCCAAGUUUACUGUUAAAUUUGCGAUUCAGUACAUGCGAAGAGCCAUUCUUAAAAAGGCAAAAUUCGAUAUUGUCGAGCUGAAUACCGUAAAGGUUGCAAAAUCUUCUUUUGUUCCAGUUCUGUUUGGCCAUGCUACUGAUGAUGAUUUUAUACAACCGCAUCACUCUGAUCGUAUCUAUGAAGCUUACAUGGGUGACAAAAAUAUCAUCAAAUUUGAGGGCGAUCAUAACUCUCCACGUCCUCAAUUUUAUUUCGAUUCUAUAAAUAUCUUUUUUCACAAUGUCUUGCAUCCUCCGGAAGAUGAAGUCAUGGAGAGCUUCCUUGAUUCGUCUCUUGAUUACAUUGGCCAUGAAAUCCAUGGGGUUGGAUAUGAAGACGAUCUUUUAGUUACACCACAAGCAUCAAGUAGUACCGAGGAUGCGAUCAGUCAACUCCGCUCUAAAAGGCCAAUGAGUAGGACUGAGGUCCCUUCUGAUAUCCCGUCAACGGAUAAACAAUGUAAUUCCGAGGAUGAAGGAACUACAACCGAACCUAUUCCGUCAUCUUCUAAAACGAUCAACUUUGAGUUUUCGAACGGUCAUUCUUACAAACCGUCAUCACCAGAUGAUCAUGAAUACGUCGAGUACCCACUUCAAAACAUCGAAGGUUUGCCAAGCGAUAUCGAGGAAGAAGAAAGGAUGUUCAUGGAAGCUGUACUUCUGUCGUUACAAGAUUUCGAACCGAAACAACCUGCUGAUAACGGCAAGUCUUCAGUGACCAAUGCCAGUCAGAGUCCGCCAAUAAAAGCCGAUCCUAUACGGGCUUCAACAGAAAGCAGCAGUGAUUCACCUUCUCAGUUUGUUUCUCCGUGUAAUAGCACAUCAUCAGCUGAGCAACAACCGUCGAAUAUGACCCCGUCUGUUGUUGGUUCGUCUGAUGCUGACGUGGCAGACCGGACCAAAGCGACGGUAACGGUUGAAAGAAGCCUGUCUAGUAACAUAAUGGACGGGUUGUUAAAAAGAUGGGAUCUUAACUUUUUUAAGAGUAGAUGAUGGUUUCAAGAGCUCUUGGUUAUAGGAAGUCUUCUAUAUUGAUGGUUAUAAAUUUUUUUUUUUUUUGGUUUUGGAGGUGGGGUGGUGAUUUAUUGAUUUGAUACUGAAAAAUGAAAAUGGAAUUGGGCAUGUGAUAGAAAUAUGGGAGAUUGGUGUAAUUUGUUGUACAUAAGGUUCAAUCCAUGUUUUUAUUUUUACAUAUAA
Messenger RNA from Helianthus annuus (common sunflower), 2144 nucleotides. RefSeq lists its product as uncharacterized. The transcript is spliced from 13 exons. Lineage: Eukaryota; Viridiplantae; Streptophyta; Magnoliopsida; Asterales; Asteraceae. The record is from RefSeq and is a predicted model, not a curated record. The coding region runs from base 351 to 1940 and encodes 529 amino acids.